GACCAGCGGAGAAAGGCGGCUCCCUGCCUUCCAGAGCCGGCCGGGUGCGGCUCGCAGGCCUGUGGCAGCGGGGACAAAGGCCAGCUCCAGCUGCCUCUACAAACAGCCCCGGCCUCUGCAUUCCGUGGCCAUGAGAGCUGCCUCCCUCUUCCUGCUCCUGCUGCCCGCAGGCCUGCUGGCUCAGGGCCAAUACGACCUGGACCCGCUGCCGCCGUUCCCUGACCAUGGGCAGUACCCUCACUACGGCGACCAAAUCGAAACCCCGGACUACUACGAAUAUCACGAGAUGAGCACUCGGCCCUCGGAGGAGGAGCAGUUCCAGUUCCAGUCCCAGCAGCAAGUACAACAGGAAGUCAUCCCUGUUCCCACCCCAGAACCAGGAAACGGGGAGACAGAGCCCACGGAGCCUGGGCCCCUUGACUGCCGAGAGGAGCAGUACCCGUGCACCCGCCUCUACUCCAUACACAAGCCUUGCAAACAGUGUCUCAACGAGGUCUGCUUCUACAGCCUCCGCCGCGUGUACGUCGUCAACAAGGAGAUCUGUGUCCGCACCGUGUGUGCCCAUGAGGAGCUCCUCCGAGCUGACCUGUGCCGGGACAGGUUCUCCAAGUGCGGUGUGAUGGCCAGCAGCGGCCUGUGCCACUCGGUGGCGGUCUCCUGCGCCAGGAGCUGUGGGGGCUGCUAGGGCAGAGCGGGCACCCCAGCCCUGGACCCCAGGCGCUGCCUCACCUGGUGCUUCUCUCCCCACCCCCACCUCUUACUCUGUCAACAGUGGGUGGACUGAGGCCCCGGGGGCUGCUGUGGUGCCUGGGCCACGCCUGGGCCACCAUGGGGUGGGGGCUCCCUCUGGGCCACUCUCUGCCCCCUGGGUGGGGACAUCUCAGGCCUCUCUGAGACCUGUACCCCAAUGUGCCUUCUCCGUCCCGCUGGGGACAGCCCCCGAGAUGGGCUGUGAGCUCACUCCAGCUGGCCAUCUCCCGGGCAUGGGCCACUUUUGUUUUAUACAAAAUUAAA
Molecule: messenger RNA, 1014 nt
Organism: Lepus europaeus (European hare)
Lineage: Eukaryota; Metazoa; Chordata; Mammalia; Lagomorpha; Leporidae
Gene: MFAP2
Product: microfibril associated protein 2
Exons: 9
Coding region: 131-685 (184 amino acids)
Biological process (GO): embryonic eye morphogenesis
Cellular component (GO): microfibril
Source: RefSeq, a predicted model, not a curated record